Messenger RNA from Lottia gigantea (owl limpet), 1777 nucleotides. RefSeq lists its product as hypothetical. NCBI's taxonomy places the organism in Eukaryota, Metazoa, Mollusca, Gastropoda, Lottiidae. The record is from RefSeq and is a predicted model, not a curated record. The transcript is spliced from 8 exons. Bases 179 to 1777 code for a protein of 532 amino acids.
CGUGUGUCGAAGUGUAAUUAAGAAAACAUAUGAAGUAAAAAUGUUAUAAUUUUUUUCUGAAGGCAGUUGAUAAUUAUUUUUAAAUAGGAACCUGUUGCAGGAAAUUGCUUCAACAGAUUAUUUGAUUUCCUUAGAUACAAGAUUUUCGUGAAAUGUUCUGUGAUUGAAACGUGCCAAAAUGGCGAGGAGACACGAACGUUAUUAUUGUUGGAUACUUCUAACUUUUUAUCAAGCAACUUUGUGCUUGACAUGUACCUUCCCUACUGAUUUAUUUGGAACAUUUGACAGUACCAAAGAAGGAAGCCUGGAUUUUAACUCUACAACUUAUGGUCAAUUUAGUAUCGCAACUCAGAGUCAAACUUUUACCGAUCUAGAUUUCACAUGUCAUAUAAACUCUGGUACUAAAUAUGUCAGCAAAUCUCAAGAAUUCUCUAUUUUUAGUAGUGCUUUUUAUGCCUAUAUGUGUCUGGAUAUCACAUCGGUUUCCCGCAACCUUUAUUAUUACUACUAUGCCACACAAACUCUACCCCAGGCAAACGAUGCUCGCGUCAAGAUUUUCCCCAUCAGUACUGUAGUUGGUUCUAUAACCGAUGUUUGUGAUGAGCCCACACCGUAUCAACAACCUUACAGCAUAUUGCUUAAAAAUGAUACUAUUAUUACCGAAGAGAUGAUACCAUGUCCAGCGGAUCUUCAGGGUUAUUUUAGUUAUAGCAUGAAUGAUGGUGCCAAUGGUUUCUGCGAGAACCAGACAACAGCCUUAGAUACCUGUACCAAUACCUCUAUACUGAAUUUUGAUUAUAAUUCCUGCAAUGAUUCCAUUCUGUAUUCUGCCACUGGUAAACUCUAUUGUUUGUUCUACCAACAACCCAGUACUGGGGUUUACCAAAUAACACUGUAUAAUGGUGAUAACACUACAGAUAACAUUAAUACUCAUAGAUUUUCUUGUAUGAUGUUUGAGAAGGGAGUCAAUGAAAGUUAUGCUACCCAGUAUCCCACGGAAUGUCAGAAUUCAACUGUGAUGAAUUCUACUACAGUACCUUCACCUGGUGCUUCUAUUGUAUUCACACAUACAGCUGGGCCCAGCACCUUACCAUCGUUAACUACUGAAUCACCUACUGCCGGUGCAGCAACUGACAUAAGCGGAGCGUCUCUGACCGGAGGGCUAAUUGGUGGUGUUAUAUUCGUGGCUGUUCUUAUAGUUCUAAUUGUCAUUUUAAUGAAAAACAACAAAAAGUCCAAAGAAGAACCAGAUACUGAAAGAGGAAAGGAGAAGACCAAGAAGUCUAAAAACACAAGCAAAGUUGAACCUCAAGCGGUUCCCCAGAAGACAAAGAAGCGAGUUGAUCGUAACGCUCGACCAAUAUUCACGCCAGCUCCACCGAAAUCUAUAGAUGACCACAGACCAUCGAAACAACCAAGCAGUAUAUUUGAUAUGGAAAGUGAAGAAGGUCUUGCUCCGAGCCUUGAGAAAGAGUACACCUUACCAAUCUAUAGCGAUUAUGGAGAUUGCUCUGAUCUUGAGGACGGGGAACAGAAAUCCCCACAACCGACGUUCAUAGAGUCUAAGAAAAUACAACAGCGAUUACGCGACUCUGGAAUCGUAAUGACUCCACCCCCGGAUUCAACAACUACACCUGAUGUCCAAAGAGCACAGAGUGUUAUGGCGAGAAACUCUAGAGCUUCCAAAAUGGGGAGUCUGAAUUCAUCAACAUUAGGGCCGCCUCCUGAACCGGUUCAAGGACCACAGUAUAACCCAGUGAAAGACACAGCUGUGUGA